CUCUGACUAGUUCCCAGACUGAAAAGACCGGUCCGGCGGUAAACAAGUUAUGUCCCUUACCUGUUGUCAACCUAAUUUAAACAAGUUAUGUCCCUUAUCUGUUGUCACCCUGAUUUGUGGUUCUUUGCUUUAAUGAUUAGUUUUGAAUUGCCUUCAGUCUGGAUUUAUUCUUCAAUCAAAUUUAUCGAAAUAAACGUGUGUAUGAUAUGACCUUAUAUCUCUAUGGACGCGUUCAGAGUUUAGUUCGUAUGUUCAAAGUUAUUUUAAAACUUUAGUUUAUUCCUAUUGCAAAUUAUAAGGUGUUGUUGUUAUCCUUUCAAUUAUGGCACUAGCGUUUGAAAACUACGGUAAGUCAAAGUUUUCUUUAAAAUUUAUUUAAAAUGAUCUUUCAUCCCCUAGUUUUGAAUCUGUUUACAUUAUUAAUUUAUUUAAGACUAUUUGACCUAAACUCCGUUUGGAUUUGUCAUGACAUGUGAUAUUUUCGGAAAAUUAGAUUUAUGAAAGUGAAAAGGCUGCUGCCUACUGUAUGCGAUCACUCACUGACAAUAACAUUUUUUUUUAAUAACAACAACAAAAAAUAAGAAGAAGAAGAAUAAAGUGUUUGGGGUAUGUCCCUUACCUGUUGUCAACCUAAUUUAAACAACACGACACUGUGUUCAAUUUUUUUUCUAAGAGGAAAAUUAGAGGCAUAAAGAUACUGGUUAAAUGUUUAAAAAAAAUUCUUUUAUUGUUUUUAAGUAUCCCAAUUUUUGACACUCUUUCAUUGACCUUACAAAAUUAAUGAAUUAAUGAAUGUCCUUUUUUUUCUUACUUGCAGAUGCCUGGGUUCUGUCCCCUUACUGCUUCUGUCCGAACAAAAAUUGGCGUAAGUAAAAUCAUUUAUGGAUCAAGUCAAGCAAAUGUAGAAUUAGAGAAAACUAUGAAGAAAAAACAACAGCAUAGUAACUCAUUUAUUUUUCAGGAAGCUCCGUUAUAAACCUUACUAAGCGAACACAACUUUAAAAAAAUAUUUUUAUUCUGAUAAAAACCAAACCUGACAUGACCAUUUUUUUUUUCGAGGCGCAAAAUCUCCAUACCAUUCACAAAAAUUUCAUUUUAAGGUCAUCAUUUCUAAGUGCAUACGUUAAGCAUUAUUUAUGAAAAACUAAAGGACGAAAAGAGAAAGGAAAAGGGGUGAACAGAAAGCAUUAUUAUUAUUCUUUUAAUAAAAUUUUAAGAACAGAUAGAUAACGAAAAGAUGUCUGGUCAUCGGUGAUACGGUAAAAUCACGCGGUUUAUUUAUACAAGCAGGUGCGUGGCAAGCAACGACCAAAGCUACGCCCGGGGCAAAGUCUCAAUCUGGGCGCUCUAAAUCCCCCAAAUAAUAAUCGAUAUACUGUACCGGUACACAUAUUUUUCAUGACAAUUUACAAUGUUAGUGCCUUCUAAAGAUGGUGGCCGGGUUUGUGCCAUUUUUUAUCGCACGACACUGUGAACAACUUAAUAUAAGCAGUGCGUGAAUAGACCUAACUCCCCAAUAAUUAUACCCAACACCAGUUAUCUCACAGUCAAUGACAGUGUCUUUUCUCAUGACUUAUUUCCACACGAUCCUCUACACUCUAAAAGUUUCGGUGGAAGGACUCAGCUACAUUGACGGCCCCGUCAUAACACAACUGGAAGGUGACGGCAUGGCAGCUCUCCCAGGUUUGAGCAGACACGAAACGGCACUACUGGCUGCUCUGCUCAUGGCCCUGGCUGUAUUCCUGUUUCUCCUUUACCUCCUCGUCUGCUGUUUGUGUCCGUUCGGCCUGUGCUGUGGAAAGAAUGGGUGGUGCUGCUCCAAGACUGGACACAGUAAAAAUGCGUAAGCCAAAAAGAGCAUAAAAAGGGGUGGGGGUGGAGGGUAAAUAAAUUUUAAGGGAAAAAAAAGCAUAUUCCAAAUUUGUGUAAAGAAUAAAGUGUGUAACUAAUAUUUUUAUCUAUUCAAAUUUUAGGAAAGUGUCCUCUGGCAAGGGCAGCUCUGCUGUAAACCUCACAGCUGUGUAAGUUUUAAUGGUUAACUUCAGUUUCCAUCAGAUACCAGAGUGUACACCUUACGUCAUGAUUAUUUCCGCUAUGCAUUAAUGUACAUUGUGCAUUGUGCAGAUGUAAAUGACGUCAGUGAGCCAUCGAGCUUAAGCAUCAAGCUCUAAAUCCCCUCCACCCCUCCCCCCCCCCCCCCCCCCCAAAACCCCAGACCUGAAAACUCACCUUAUCUCUCGAGCCGCGAAGCGGUUCGUUAGAGAUCACCUCCUGCUAGGACAGCCCCCGCCCCUAACUUCACUCGACUGAUUAGCUUUACGGAGGCCAUCUCAACCUAAGGAUAUCCGGUCAGCCGGUGAGGUUGCUCUCCAAACAUCAGCAGUCCCAUUUCUCCGUGGUCGGUGUUGUAUAUUUACGUCCUAAUAUCUCCCACCCCACGCUCAUCUCGGGGAAGCGUCGCCCUCUAACAGAGGUUUUUUUGUUUUUUUUACAGCUGGUUUCUACUUCGCAUAUAGUUCACGUAGUAGCUGGGACAAAACGGUUGACUAGAAACAGCCUCCUCCCUCAAUGGAUGUGUAUAUAGAUGUGCAUAAAAGAAUGGAGAUAUUUAAGAAGAAUGAUUAAAUCAAGGAUGUCGCUCUCAUCUCCCCCAUCCCUCAUUUAAAAUCCCCUUCUCUCAAAAAUUUAUGAACAAAUUUCAUGUAGAUACCGUAGUACUCAUCGAAUAUGAACAUAAUAUAUAUAUAUAUAUAUAUAUAUAUAUAUAUAUAUAUAUAUAUAUAAUAUAUAUAUAUAAUAAACUGUUUUGUUAUAUCAUUAAACUGUUGUGUUCCACAGAGAUAUGAAGAUACCAAGACCUUGGAUGGACGGCUACUCUGGGUAAGACGAAAAAGGAGACUUUAAAAAACAAACAACUGAAAAAUAAAUUUGUAAGAUACAUUCUACCCUCUUUAUCAAAGAUCAGCUCGAUUUGGACGAAUUCUUUCUCUUAAACUUAAAGUUAGGACCGAAAGAUAUCAAAGUUCAUUUGUUCCUCAGUCUGCACGAAUUUACCAGCGUGAUGCCCCAGCAGUUACCAAAUCUUUUUUUAUUUUUUUAUUUGUUAACUUUUCAGAUACUCGGACUCGGAGUUAGAAAAAACUAAACGCUCCACGGAUUUGACGAGAUGGGAUGAUGACGAAAACCUGUGGGGUAGAGGCAGUGAGUAUUAGUUAUUGGUGCAUGAAACAAGGCAGAUAUUGAGAUAGAUUUUGUUGGUGGCGUGAAAUGGCAUUUCUAUUUAGUGAUAGCCCCCCCCCCCCCCAAACACCCCCACUCUUCAACUAGAUUAAAGUGAGGAAAGAUUAAAAGUACCGGUACCCGCAGAAAUGGAUGACAAGUAUUUUAAGCAAUGGUUUACAACAUAUUCCAACACUAUCCAUUAUCCACUCUAGUUUAUGUAUUUCUAGAGCUGUGACUCAAAUUCCCCAUUAAAUUGAUUUGGUCUACAAACCCCUGUGUGUGCAAAUGUAUACCAACAAAUAUAGUGUGCAGUUUGUAUGAUUUUUUUCCCUCAAUAAAUUUAUCCCGAAGGUACUCGAGGUUUCAGCAACAGUGCAUUCCAGGGCGAUAACUUAAAAAAUGGAGGCUGGUUCUCAACAUCAGACUUGGACAGUGUUUAUGGUGUGGGGAGAGACAGAAGUGUUCGAUCUAAGCAGGCUUGGAUGGGCACAAGGAGUGGAGACAAGGGAAGGCAAUUCAUUUCAAUGGGUGGAUACUACCGUAAGUUAUUUUUAUUUAUAGUUAGCGAGCAUAUUUUAAAACAGUAUGACCAGCGAACUAUAAAUUAUUAGAUCAAGACAUAGAUACAUUUGACUUGAUAUUCUUAUGAAAACGAGAAUUUGGUUAACUUUAGAAAAUGGAAGAUUAUCAAGGUAUUGGCAUUUUUUAUCCGGAUAUUGGAAUUGUUAAGAAAUUAAACUGUAUCGGGUAGCUGAGGAAAGUUGUCCUAAUUUUUCACACUACCCACACAAAAACCUCAUACAUUAUAUUUGUAUAAAGGCAAUGAUGGAAAAGUUUUAUUGAGUAAAAAUCUAACAGCUAAAACAUUAUUUGAAGGCAGAAACAAAAUGUCAAAGCGUAAAGAGCAUUCGUGCUUUAUAUUUUAAAACUUAAAACAAUUUAAUCAACAAGAUUUACCAAUAACAUUGAACUGAGAAUUGAGAUAAUAUAAAAUAUAAUGAAAUCACAAACCUUUACCCCCUCAGUUAGCUCAGCCAACAAGAAGGAUUAUGGGAAUGUGAAUUCUUCAGUGAGAAGGCGAAGGAGCUUCAGUGACUUUAUAGAUCAGGUGAUGAGCCCUUACAGCACAGAUGACACCAGAAACGCCAGAGACAAUCAUUCUGGCAACUAUGGAGACUCUGUUCACAGACACGCAGAGAUUUACAGCGUCGUGGGGCCAGGUGGGCUUCAGAAGGAAGACAGGGGUCAAGUUAUAGAGACAUCGACCUACAAUAAACGGGAGGCCGUAAGGUCACUGGCUCAACCUGUUUCCAUAGCUGGCAAUGGUAUGUAAUUUAAUUAGUGUAGAGGCUUGAGCAUGCCAUUCAUACAAUACAUACUAAUUCAUAGUGCAAAUUAACCUUAAAAUUUUUAAAAAUAUAAAAUUAAAAUAAUGAACAAAUCUUUAUCAAGACCAAAAUUCUACUCCUAUGAAUGCCAUCACUGAGAUAUCAUUGGGCAACACCACAAGAGAUUCGGACCCUGCGGGCACCCUGGUGGUCUACAAUGGUGACAGCGGCAAGCCCGAUGGCUAUGCCCACAGCUAUAAGACUACAAGCAUGACCAGCGUUGACAACGGCAGUGACGGAAGUAUGGAGAGGAACUUUCAUAGGUAAACAGAAAGACACAUGAUGAUGUCUGGGUCACAGCAACUAAAUAUAAAUAUCUCCUACAAGUGAGGGAGGCAAGGGAAAAUAAAUGAUGUGUGCAUGUGGGCGGGGGCAGCAAACAGAGCAAAACAUACUAUGAUAUAACUCUGCCAAAUGUAAAAAUAAAAUUCUUUAAAUAAUUUUGAGAACAAUCUAAAGAAGACUCUGUAGCCUUGUAAGCCAGCUACACCAGGGCAGAACCUUCAAGUUGAUUCACUUUCACUAGGGCAUUUUUUUUUUUAUUACUUCAAAAUAUUCUCAUUAAAAUUUAUGUGUCUUACAGAGACAGCGCUUACCCCCAACACAACUUGAUCACAGAGAUAACGUCUUCAUACAAGAAGCGAGUCAUUGAAGAGACAGAGACAGUCACAAUAUAAAAUUAUGUUAACAGUAAUGUACCAGUAAACUCACUAAUGAUAGAGUUGUGUCAUUUCAAGUGUUGUACAAAAACUAAUUGCUACAUCUUUGUCAAAGUUUUUAUUUUAAAAAAUGUAACCCUCAAUUUGAAAAUAUAAAUGUUAAAAAAAAUGAGUUCACCAUAUAGAAAAUAAUUCAAAAGACAACUAUAUAGAUUAUAGAAAAAGUAUAGAUUAUGGAUAAAGAAUAGAUGGUGGAAAAAGAAUUAUGCAUAGAGUAGGGACAACUGGAAAUAAGUAAAACAAAGUAAGGUCACACCUGAAAAAAGGAACACAACAAAACAACAAACUUGUCGGCAGGAAGCCUUCGCCAGCGAACAAACAGAAAAAAAUUAAAAAUAGCACUUAGUUAAGAAGUAGUGUCCGAGAGGGCAGCAAAAGAAUUGUGUGUAAAUAUAAAAGAACUACCACAAAGCUCCAAGUACAAUAAUAUGGUAGAUCCCCCCUUAAAUAUUAUAUGCUUAAGGGUCUGCGAAACUUAACUUCAUUAACUUGUAACAGAGUUGUUUAGAAGUUUUAGAUCAAGCUAAUAUAAUGUUAAGAGGUAUUUUGAGACUAAGAAAAUGUGUUUAAAUUCACAAUAAGCUUCAGUGCAUAUACGUUUUUAAACCUGCAUUUUUAAACAUGUUUGUCUUCUUUGGCCAUGGGUAUAUUGUAAACCACAUUUUCUCCUGUAGUCAAUUACAAAUUAAAGCAAAUAUACUCUUUUGCAUUUAGCAGUGUAAUCUUUUUUGAGGCUAUAAACAUGUUAUUUUGUAUGACAUGUUAUUUUGUAUGAUGAGCUAACCCACAUCAGCUGAGCAAAGACC
Lymnaea stagnalis (great pond snail) is the source of this 6135-nucleotide messenger RNA. NCBI's taxonomy places the organism in Eukaryota, Metazoa, Mollusca, Gastropoda, Lymnaeidae. The record is from the annotation of a GenBank genome assembly.